AUGGGUAACUGCAAAGAUUUCUUGCAAAUAGUCAGCAUGAACGCAGCUGGGCGGAACGGAAGGAAGCACGUCUUUCAGGAUCUGCUUGAGAAAGAAGAGCCUGAAAUAGUGUUCCUUCCGGGAGGCAGCCCAGGACUUGACACCUUAACGCAAACAAGAUAUAAACAUCUACUAGACCCUGCCUACAAAGAACCUGUUCUCCUGUAUGAUUCGACACGUCUGAAGGUCAACCAACUACCGGCGAGUCCACAGUCCUCCCGUCCUGCUUGUGCUUUUGACAAAGUUCUAGCGCCUCUUAUAGACAUUAACUCACCAGCUCCAACACAAAACAUUGUGAAGCAGUUCAUCUGCGUAAAUUGGCACUGGAAAUUGUCUGAGACUGGAGGAUCACAAGUGUUGUAUGAAAAUGGAAGAAUGUACAUGAUGUUUGCGCAGAAUCUUGCAUAUUUCACCGGAAAAGAAGUUUUUAUCGGUGGCGACUUUAAUUUACCACUGUCAAAAAUAAAGGAACUGAUCGAUGAACACAACAGUUUGAUCCAGCAAGGCAUCGACAGCAUAAAACCACAAUUUCAGAAGUUUGGUUACAUGUAUUGUAUGACCGAAGAAAUCUUUAGACCCGAGCGAAGACUUCGGCAACUAAAACUACACAAGAGCGACAAUUCUAAUUCAACAGAAACAAAUUACUUCGUUGCCUCCAAGGAAAUGCAGCUACAUAAGACGAGACAUGAAAAGAUGGAAAGUCUUUCAUAUCGUUACACCAGGCUACAGUUACAGACUGGAGUGGUGACUGGUAACUGUCCAGAACCGACUUACACCAAGACUGAAAUGUACAUCCCACCAAGGCCCCCCAAACACCACGGGGGAUAGAAGAAAGACUGAUCUUUCAAACAUGAUCUAUAAAUA
Saccostrea echinata is the source of this 903-nucleotide messenger RNA. RefSeq lists its product as uncharacterized. The record is from RefSeq and is a predicted model, not a curated record. Lineage: Eukaryota; Metazoa; Mollusca; Bivalvia; Ostreida; Ostreidae. The coding region runs from base 1 to 867 and encodes 288 amino acids. The transcript has a single exon.